Molecule: messenger RNA, 2553 nt
Organism: Micropterus dolomieu (smallmouth bass)
Lineage: Eukaryota; Metazoa; Chordata; Actinopteri; Centrarchiformes; Centrarchidae
Product: monocarboxylate transporter 1-like
Exons: 5
Coding region: 306-1766 (486 amino acids)
Biological process (GO): monocarboxylic acid transport; transmembrane transport
Cellular component (GO): membrane
Molecular function (GO): monocarboxylic acid transmembrane transporter activity
Source: RefSeq, a predicted model, not a curated record
UACGCAUGCGCUUUAUAGUAGUCAUCAUCGCCAUCCCCUGAAGUUGGGCAGCCUGUGGUACCCAGUACCCCGAGCUGCUGCUGGACCAAACGUGUAGCCAUUGUUAGGAGCAAGGACACCCCGGACAACUCUCACACAAGCAGGACCGAGCCUGCACCGGACCCCGCCGAACACCCACGAUUUUGAAUUCUGACCCCAGUGCACCUGGUCAGGCUUCCUCUUCUCUGAACUCAGCUGUCCUCCUGCGGCGGCAUUUGACUUCAUCUCCUCCUUCAUCUCCAUCUUCAUCUUCCUUGUGAGCAGAGAUGGCUCCAGCGGUGGGUGGGCCUGUGGGGUACACCCCUCCUGAAGGUGGCUGGGGCUGGGCGGUGGUGGUGGGGGCCUUUAUCUCCAUUGGCUUCUCCUACGCUUUCCCCAAAUCCAUCACCGUGUUCUUCAAAGACAUAGAGGUCAUCUUCGACGCCACACCCAGUCAGGUGUCCUGGAUCUCCUCCAUUAUGCUGGCUGUCAUGUAUGGUGGAGGUCCAGUCAGCAGUAUCCUUGUGAACAGAUUUGGCAGUCGACCAAUCAUGAUAGUCGGUGGCUGUCUGUCAGGGUCGGGACUGGUAGCGGCCUCCUUCUGCAACACCGUGGAGCAGCUCUACUUCUUCAUCGGAGUAGUGGGAGGUUUGGGACUGGCAUUCAACUUGAAUCCAGCCCUCACUAUGAUCGGUAAAUACUUCUACAAGCGCCGGCCCAUCGCCAACGGCAUCGCUAUGGCAGGCAGCCCCGUGUUUCUGUCCACCCUGGCUCCACUCAACUCCUGGAUGUACGAUCAGUUUGGGUGGAGAGGCAGCUUCCUCAUCCUGGGAGGACUUCUGCUCAACUGCUGCGUGGCCGGCUCCCUCAUGCGCCCCAUCGGACCCAAACCUCAGCCGCCCAAACCGGACUCGGCGGGGGACAAGGCGGUGGACUCAGUACAACCACAGCCUAAGAAGACAGUCCUGCAGACCGUCAACUCCUUCAUUGACCUAACGCUUUUUAAACACCGCGGCUUCCUGCUUUACCUGGGUGGCAACGUCAUCAUGUUCUUCGGCCUCUUUGCUCCGCUCGUCUUCCUCUCCAAUUUUGCCAAGAGUAAGGGCAUCAGCAAAGACAAGGCAGCCUUCCUUCUGUCGGUGCUGGCGUUCGUCGAUAUGGUUGCCCGGCCCUCCAUGGGCAUACUGGCCAACACCAAGUGGGUCCGGCCCAGGAUCCAGUACUACUUUGCCGCUGCUGUCUUCUACAACGGAUUGUGUCACGUGUUUGCGCCGCUGUCAGUGGACUACGUUGGAUUUGUGAUCUACGCCAUCUUCUUUGGUUUCGCUUUUGGCUGGCUGAGUUCGGUGCUGUUCGAGACACUGAUGGACCUGGUGGGAGCUCAGAGGUUCUCCUCAGCCGUGGGUUUGGUUACAAUAGUGGAGUGUGCGCCGGUGCUGUUGGGUCCACCACUAACAGGUAGUUUCUAUAACUAUUACGAACACUACAACUACACCUACGUCUGCUGUGGCAUCAUCCUCCUCGUCUCAAGUGUCCUCCUCUUCGUGGGAAUGGGCAUCAACUACCACCUGCUGGACCGAGAAAGGAAAGAGGAGGAGAGAAGAGACAGGGAGGAGCCCAAGGGGGAGCGCGACGCCAUGUUGGCGCCUCCCUCUCCGUCAAAAUCCAUCGAGGGGGCAACGGAGAACAGCACACCGGCGGCUAUCACACUGGCUGAAGUCGCCAAGAUGGACGAGGACACUGUGUAGAAAAUUUUAAAAGAAAUGGACUUCAGAGAAACAUGAGUUGCAGUUACUCAGUACAACCUCACACCGUCUUUAUAGAUAGAAAAUAACCUCUUACACGACCCUGAAGCCAUAGAAACAGUUUUCAUUAAAAAACAGACCUGCUGCUGCGACGCUCAGCUUAGCUGACUGCAGAGCUCGUCAAGCAGCUUCUCACCGCGUUGAGACCUCUGGUUUUGGUAUUUAACGUGCCUUUGGUAAACACAAGUCCUUCAGGAGCGCACACACCAGAUAGACGCACAACAGGCAGAAUGACUGUAAGAUAAAAAGCCAGUAAACUAAUGAGGACUUAACUCUCAGGAUUUUUGAGCUACCGUAAAGGUUCAGAGUUUUUGUUGCAGUACCCAGAGAAUGCUGUACAUCUUCCCUCACGUACUAACACACUCACACUUGCACACAUUCAUAUUAAUGUCGAUACAGUAAAUCCGCUCACAUGCUAGAGUGUGGAGUCGCUGACAUUUCCAGGUUUUUAUGCAGAAGAAAAGAACACAAAAAUAGAAAGGACGGUUUUGGAAUUCUGGAAGUUCACCACCAGGGAGAAGUACUUCCUUUUUUGUCGGCAGUAGUGAAAUUUUUAACCCUUAGUCAACGACAAAAGGCACAAAAAUUGAACGGUGCUUAAAAAUACAAAGAUAAACGAUGGGAAGGAAGUUGAAAACUGAUGUAUCUUUUGGUCUAGAAGGGCACAACGCUAGCGGUGUAGAAGGCAUUGUUAAUGGUGUGCUUGUACAUAAAUACGUGUGCACUUUGA